This is a messenger RNA of Cladocopium goreaui, 1228 nucleotides long. The record is from the annotation of a GenBank genome assembly. NCBI's taxonomy places the organism in Eukaryota, Dinophyceae, Suessiales, Symbiodiniaceae.
GUGCUUGCUUGCUGCACGGGCUGCCUUCAAAUCGCAGCAAUCACUUGCGAUUCCAAUCAUGGCCAGAAGCACUCGUACCCUCGGCGCCUUGCUUCUCCUCGGAGUGGUCUUCACCUUGCUGGAGCUUUGUUCCAGCCCCAGUGGACUCCCACGAGCGCUUGUCGUGAUGGAAGAAGGAGAAGUAGAGACAGCUCAGUCACCUCUGGCGCCUCCAGUCCCAGAGGAGGGCGACAAUUUCUUCAGCAAGGUUUUCGCGGCAGCAGCACAGGGUUGCACAGCGGCCUUCGUGGCAGCAAUUUUGUCGGCCAUGUGUGAACCCUUGGUCAACCGACUUUUGGUGAAGCGAAUGACUGUGGGCCAGGCAUUCAGUGAGAUGAACUUGGCACUGGUGGCCAGAUUCUUCCUCACCACUUUCCCAACCAACAUGCUGAAAUUCCCUGUCUUCGAAGUCAUUAACCGAGCCAUGGCAUUCAGUGGACUUUCUCCCAGCAUUAGUGGAACCAUCAGCGGUUUCUUUUUCUGCACGAUCAUGCUGCCAGUGACCAACUACCGCUUCCAGAAGAGCAUGAACCCCGACUGGGAGAUCCAGCCAUCCCUGCUGUACCAGGCGUAUGUUCCCACUGUGGCACGUGACAUCAUCUACGGCUGGGCACGAGGGUUGGUGGGUACCUUCUUCCAAGACCUCUUCGCACCAGAAGAGUUCACUCACAAGGCCCUGGUGUUUGGUCUGACCAUUUGGGCUUCUUGCAUCAUCUCUUCCCCAUGCAACGAGUGGCGUGGCUAUACCCUGCAGCCUCCAGACAAGAAGCUGGACUUCCAAAAGUACUUCAAGCCAAUUAACUACGCACGCUCUACAGGCAUUGGAUCUACGAUCAUGGGAGUUGCCCUCAUGAUUGGUAUGCUUGUGACACCUUAUGCCGAAGCAGCAUUUGGGUAUCUGAAGGAGAAUCAUCCCCUUGCCUCGAGCAUUGUGGCGCACGAUGUCCUUCUGAUCGCCAUUGUGCGACUUUUAAGGUGAGAUUUUUGUACCAUUAUUCGCUCAAUUGUUGAGCCUGUGCUUUUUCCAUUGAUUCGCUUCAGAAUCUCCUGUAUAGCUGAUUUUUGGGCACGCCACUGGUGACCGUUGUGGCACAAGUGUCCGGCAUGGAGUACGUGUGGCAGCUCACGCCCCUAGGCGGAGGCUAGUACUCGAGACGGCCAAACUCUACUCAGUCCGCUUUGGGAUCCA